This is a messenger RNA of Volvox carteri f. nagariensis, 1737 nucleotides long. RefSeq lists its product as uncharacterized. Gene Ontology annotation, cellular component: cytosol. Gene Ontology annotation, molecular function: asparagine synthase (glutamine-hydrolyzing) activity. Bases 1 to 1737 code for a protein of 578 amino acids. Lineage: Eukaryota; Viridiplantae; Chlorophyta; Chlorophyceae; Chlamydomonadales; Volvocaceae. The record is from RefSeq and is a predicted model, not a curated record. The transcript is spliced from 14 exons.
AUGUGCGGAAUCCUAGCUGUGCUCAACUCCACGGAUGAUAGCCCGGCGAUGAGGGCGAAGGUGCUGGCGCUUAGUCGUCGCCAGAAGCAUCGUGGCCCCGACUGGUCGGGGAUGCACCAGUUUGGCAACAACUUCCUGGCGCAUGAGCGGCUUGCGAUUAUGGAUCCCAGCUCGGGCGAUCAGCCGCUGUACAACGAGGACAAGUCUAUCGUCGUGACGGUGAACGGCGAGAUCUACAAUUAUAAGGAACUGCGCAAGGAGAUCUCUGACAAGUGCCCUGGCAAGAAGUUCCGCACCAACAGCGACUGUGAGGUGAUCAGCCACCUGUACGAACUGUACGGCGAGGCAGUUGCCAACAAGCUGGACGGCUUCUUUGCCUUUGUACUGCUGGACACUCGCAACAACACCUUCUUCGCGGCGCGCGAUCCGUUGGGCGUCACCUGCAUGUACAUUGGCUGGGGCCGGGAUGGCAGCGUGUGGCUGUCCUCCGAGAUGAAAUGUCUCAAGGACGACUGUGCGCGCUUCCAGCAAUUCCCUCCCGGCCAUUAUUACUCGUCCAAGACAGGCGAGUUUGUGCGGUACUUCAACCCCCAGUUUUACCUGGACUUUGAGGCAGAGCCGCAGGUUUUCCCCUCGGUGCCCUACGACCCCGUCACGUUGCGCACGGCGUUUGAGGCGGCCGUGGAGAAGCGCAUGAUGAGCGACGUGCCCUUCGGUGUGCUGCUGAGUGGCGGUCUGGACAGCAGCCUUGUGGCCUCUAUCGCGGCCCGCAAAAUCAAGCGGGAGGGCAGUGUGUGGGGCAAGCUGCACAGCUUCUGCGUUGGUCUGGAGGGCAGCCCCGACCUCAAGGCAGGUGCCGCUGUGGCUGAGUUUCUGGGCACCGACCACCACGAGUUCCACUUUACAGUGCAGGAGGGCAUUGACGCCAUCUCGGAGGUCAUUUACCACAUCGAGACGUUUGACGUGACCACGAUCCGCGCCUCCACUCCCAUGUUCCUGAUGAGCCGCAAGAUCAAGGCCCUGGGUGUCAAGAUGGUGCUGUCCGGAGAAGGCUCGGAUGAGGUGUUCGGGGGUUACCUCUACUUCCAUAAGGCUCCCAGCAAGGAUGAGUUCCACAGCGAAACGGUUCGCAAGCUGAAGGACCUGUUCAAGUACGACUGCCUGCGAGCCAACAAGGCCACCAUGGCCUGGGGUGUAGAGGCGCGUGUGCCCUUCCUGGACCGGGCAUUCCUGGAUGUGGCCAUGUCCAUUGACCCGGCGGAGAAGAUGAUUGACAAGAGCAAGGGCCGGAUCGAGAAAUACAUUCUCCGGAAAGCCUUCGAUACGCCCGAGGAUCCAUACCUGCCUAAGGAGGUACUGUGGCGCCAGAAGGAGCAGUUCAGCGACGGCGUGGGCUACAACUGGAUUGAUGGGCUCAAGGCGCAUGCUGAGAGCCAAGUCAGCGAUGAGAUGCUCAAGAACGCCGUGCACAGAUUCCCGGACAACACCCCGCGCACCAAGGAGGCCUACUGGUACCGCUCUAUCUUUGAGAGCCACUUCCCGCAGCGUGCUGCUAUGGAGACGGUGCCGGGUGGUCCCUCAGUGGCUUGCUCCACCGCGACAGCCGCCCUGUGGGAUGCAGCGUGGGCCGGGAAGGAGGACCCGUCGGGCCGCGCCGUGGCGGGCGUUCAUGACGCUGCUUACGAGGAAGGCGCGGAAGCCAAUGGCGAGCCCGCAUCCAAAAAGCAAAAGGUCUGA